AUGGCCACCUACGCUGUUUUUGGCGCCACUGGCAACUGCGGCAGCUCGCUCGUCGAAGUGCUGCUUCCUCUGCAAGAUAUCACAAUACACGCGUACUGCCGAAAUGAGUCCAAACUCCGGGCCAUGUUCCCUGAGGCGGUCGAGUCGGGCCGGAUCAAGAUCUUUUCAGGGAACAUCGACAACGUCGCGGUAUUCAAGGAAUGCUUGCGCGGCUGCCGUGCUGUCAUGCUGGCCGUGACCAUGAACGACAACGUCCCGCGCGUGCGAGUAGCACAGGACACUACGCGCACGCUACUGACGGCUCUCAAGGAAAUACGGGCGGAAGAUCCCCAGGCUAAGAUGCCCAAGAUCACCGUAUUGUCCUCGGCCAGUCUCGAACCGAGCAUGUGUACAAACCUGGCCGCGCCAAUGCACUGGAUCGUGACACACGCCAACUCCAACACCUAUGCCGACCUCCGUGUACAGGAAAGUUUGCUGCGCGCCGAGGAAUCAUGGCUGACCAGCAUCUUUGUCAAGCCGGGUGGCCUGGUGAAGGACAAACAACGCGGCCACCGCCUGAACCUCACGACGCAGGAAACCUUCGUGUCCUACCUCGACUUGGCGGCAGCAAUGGUUGAAGCCACCGAUGACCCCGAAAAUCGCUACGACAUGAGAGAUGUAAGCGUUAACAAUGUUGACGGUAGUGCCAAGUUCCCAAAGAAGCUCCCCCUACUGGCUUUCUAUGGAAUUUUGAGGCAUUACUUCCCUUGGCUACACCCUUAUCUUCCCAUGCUAGGGUGA
Messenger RNA from Diaporthe amygdali, 780 nucleotides. RefSeq names its product nad-dependent epimerase. NCBI's taxonomy places the organism in Eukaryota, Fungi, Ascomycota, Sordariomycetes, Diaporthales, Diaporthaceae. The record is from RefSeq and is a predicted model, not a curated record. The transcript has a single exon. Bases 1 to 780 code for a protein of 259 amino acids.